AUGGCGAAUAUGAAGGUUUUUGGUGGUCUCUUGUUCGCCUUGUGUCUGCUCGUACCGUACAUCUCCGCGGCGUCCACGGGCUUUCGCGCGUGCAGUAAGAAGACUGACUAUCCUGUUAAGAUCAGUGGACUCGAUAUCGAUCCAUAUCCAAUUUCCAAAGGCAAAACUACCAAGUAUCAAUUCACUGCAUCUACAGGUGAAGCAAUAUCUGGUGGGAAACUUGUCAUUGACGUAUCGUACUUCGGAUUCCACGUCCACAGUGAGAAUCACGACCUUUGUGAUGAGACCCCGUGCCCUGUUCCUGCUGGUGAUUUUAACGUCACUCGCACCCAAGAAUUGCCGGGAUACACACCACCAGGCUCAUACACGCUGCAAAUGAAGAUGGUGGACUCGAGCAACAAGGAACUGGCUUGCAUUACUUUUAGCUUCAGCAUUGGUUUUCUGGCUGAAGAGAACUUUGCUGAUGUUUGA
This is a messenger RNA of Striga hermonthica, 471 nucleotides long. NCBI's taxonomy places the organism in Eukaryota, Viridiplantae, Streptophyta, Magnoliopsida, Lamiales, Orobanchaceae. The record is from the annotation of a GenBank genome assembly.